Encephalitozoon romaleae SJ-2008 is the source of this 201-nucleotide messenger RNA. RefSeq lists its product as hypothetical. The transcript has 2 exons. The record is from RefSeq and is a predicted model, not a curated record. The coding region runs from base 1 to 201 and encodes 66 amino acids. NCBI's taxonomy places the organism in Eukaryota, Fungi, Microsporidia, Unikaryonidae.
AUGGUGAACGUAUGUCUAUUGACGGUAACAUCAACAAUAGCAUAUGGAUGUGUAUUCUACACACUUGUUAUAAGACCAUUAUUCUACGAUCCAACAUUCUUUGAAAAUGCCUUAAUCAUUCUAUCUUCAAUCAUCUUGUCUAGUCUUCUCUUGAUACACGCCAUUCUAGGCUUUGAUGGAGAAAAUAUAAAGCCUCUGUAA